Messenger RNA from Trichobilharzia regenti, 3229 nucleotides. NCBI's taxonomy places the organism in Eukaryota, Metazoa, Platyhelminthes, Trematoda, Strigeidida, Schistosomatidae. The record is from the annotation of a GenBank genome assembly.
UUCCAACUAAUAAAAUUUUGCUUGUUAGUAUUCACUGUUUUUCAGGAUAUUGAUGUCUGAAGGUCAUUUUCUAUGUGGCGGCUUUCGCUCGUCUAGGUCCAGCGCGUCCUUUAGUUGGAUCUUAUUUUGGAGCCGGAGAAGUUGAAAUGUUUGAUCAUCUUAAGUAUUUCUAUGAGAUAUUCAAUCAAUUUACAUACUUAUCGCGCUUUAUAAAUUUGGAUAAAGCAAGAACAAGAAGCCGACGAAAUGGAUGAUGGUGCCAUCUUAUUCUGCAUGAAUCAUUCUUACUUUUUUUAGAUAUUCAGUCGGUUAGACAACGAACAAAAUUGCUAAAAUAGUUGGUUGAGCUGGGUAUUUUACGUGAUCCUGAAAAUCUAAUGAAAUAGAUUUUAUUGUUAACUUACCUAGAAGUCGGUAGUGAUUCAUUAUUUUGUUUUCUCAUCGCAAUGUCAAAGUGAAAAGCUACAAGAGAUUGUGUGAUCGGACUUCGCUUUGUUUCUACAGCAGUACUUUAAAUUUGAAGUAUUAACGUGAAUAGCUUAUGUGAGUUUAUUUCAGUAACAAAAUGGAUGUAUAUUAAGAUGUUUAGUAAAUGUUACUUACGUGGCAAGAUCUUACAAAACCAUUGGAAAAAGUGUAGAAAACUAUCAUUCACAUAUCACAUCCUAAAAGUGCAUCGCUGGCUGUAAGCUAGUACUUAAGCUAGAAAAUGGUAUUGAAUUAGCUGUUUAUAAGGUCACUAACUUUUUCCACAAUACUUCUCCAUUUAAUUAUAGUUUUCUCAUAAGACGUUUAUUAAGUUCUUUUAUAAUAGCUCUCCAGUGUCCUUUGGAGGCAAAUUUUUUAAUGGUGUUCAUGUGGUUUGUCAUACCUCCACUGUUACUUAUCAGACUCAAAGAAUAGUUAGAACAAUUAAUUCCUUUGGUAAAUUCAAAUUAGGCAUUAGGAAGACAAAUAUUAUGAUGUGUUUCUUUUUAGUUCAUUGUUUAAAGAAUAAUAUUUGUUGCAAAUAAAAUCCUGAUUAUUAUAGCUAACUUUCUUUUGUAAUGUCCCUCUAGCAUCUGUAUACCUUCAUAUAAUGUUCGUGUUAAACAAUGGUAGUUCUCUACCUUCAUUGAAUCUUUUAACUAUGACCACUGUGAUCGAGGCGAACGGACCUGUUUACAAUGGACCUGGAGCCAGUAAACCAAGUUCUCCAUUUGUACUUUGCAAUCUCGAGUUAUCUCAGCGUGCUGCUAUAGAGAAAGCUAAGAAAUAUGCAAUGGAACAAAGUAUUCGCUCCGUGCUUUUACGACAGACACAAUCUCAACAAUCCCUUCAGUUGAACAAUAUUAAGAAGAAUCAAACCGUUGCACUUUUAAAUCGUGUCUAUGUUGGUUCGAUAGCAUAUGAUGUGAAAGAAGACAGUCUAAAACAAGUUUUCUCUCCAUUUGGUCCGAUCAAGUCCGUAAAUUUAAGUUGGGAUCCUUCCACUCAAAAGCAUAAGGGAUUUGCAUUUUUGGAGUUCGAAUAUCCAGAAGCAGCCCAAUUAGCUAUUGAUCAGAUGAACGGAGCUAGUUUUGGAGGAAGACAGCUUAAAGUAGGAAGACCAAGCAACUUAACGAAUGCUGAACCUGUGAUAAGUGACCUAAUUAACGAAAAUAACCUUCACAACCGUAUAUAUGUUGCUGGCAUACAUCUGGAUCUCACUGAAGAUGACGUUUCGUUAGUGUUUGAGGCUUUUGGAAAGAUAGUGUUUUGCAAACUUCAACCUGAUCCAAUAAGACCAACACGUCAUAGGGGAUUUGGUUACAUAGAAUACGAAUCAACACAGAGCGCAGCUGAUGCAGUUGGCAGUAUGAACCAGUUCAAUCUUGGCGGUCAACUUCUGCGUGUAUGCAAAGCCAUAUCACCUCCGGACGGCAUUUCAAACGCUAAUGCUUCUAAUCUCCCACCAGCAGCAGCUGUGGCUGCGGCUUCAGCUACUGCUAAAGUUCUAUCAAUGGAGACUGAACAGCUUCCUGUCAAUUCUUAUUCUAAACAACCUGAAACAACCACUAAUGUAGUGUUGAAUGCCGUUCCCAGUACAGUAACACCUCAGCCUACCAGUCUUAAUAAUAAUUCCCUACCUAUAUGUUCUCCUGCACCGGUCUCAACGACUGGCCAAUCGCCUCUUGAUCAACCUUCAUUAAAUGUUGAAUCUGGUGUACCGUACUCCCAAGUGAAUAAUUUCAAUGAAAGUACUAACUCCAAUUCUAUGGGUUCUUGGCAGUCCGAAGUACCUGAAGAAUACUCGCAUGCACCACCUCCAGCCGCAUCUCCAGUUGGUUUUCCAUCAAAUUCAGUCACCCCUGCAUCAUCCUCUGAGUAUUCAACUUAUUUUCCAGGCGGUGUUUUAAUCCUGAGAAAUAUGGUCGGUCCAGAGGAUUGUGACGAUGAGUUGGAGGGUGAGGUGGCAGGUGAAUGUUCUAAAUACGGGUCGGUUCAGAAGGUAUUAAUUCACCAGGAUAGAAUUCGUGAAACAAACGAAGACUUUGUCAAUAUAUUUGUCGUGUUCUCUGACUUGGCUUCCGUACACAAUGCUGCAAAUGCACUGAACAAACGUUAUUUCGCUGGAAGACAAAUCACCGCUGAACCAUAUGACACACAAGCGUUUAUGAUGAAUGAUUUGUUGCGUUAGCUUCUCUCUCCUACUUUGCAGUAUUUCUUUUUUUUGUUGUUGGUGUUGUUAUUGUUGUCUGUAAAUACUUAGCACAAACGUGAUUUUAUGGUAUGACAAUCUAAUAACUUUAUUUUCAAUCUCUUUAUGUUUCUUAAUGGUAUUUGAAUAUUUCAGUGUUAAGAAAGCAAGUGAUUUCAUUUCACUUUUAUUACAAAGACAUCUAAAUUAUGUAUGAAAUGAAAUUUUGCCUUUUUUACUUAAUUCACUUUGGAAAAUAUUGGUUGUCGUAAAGUGUUUAAGGGUGAUAGCAACUGAUGAAUUCCUAAAUUGUAUCGUGAUUUUGCUGAUAUUCAACUUUUGUUGUUAGGUAUGCAGCUAUCUCUUUCUCUCUCUCACUCAGCGUAUUUGCCACGUAAUUCUCCUUAUUUUUUGAAAAAAAAUUCUAGUCGGUAUGUAACAACAGAAGAUAAGGGCCGGCAACAGAUCGUUUUAUUACGGAAAUCGACACGUAUUUAUAUGUAUUUUUCCCGUACAUUAUUAUAGCUUAUGCAAGUAGACAAACGCAGUCUUCUGAUUGGUUGUUUCGGG